Molecule: messenger RNA, 3200 nt
Organism: Ciona intestinalis (vase tunicate)
Lineage: Eukaryota; Metazoa; Chordata; Ascidiacea; Phlebobranchia; Cionidae
Source: RefSeq, a predicted model, not a curated record
AGUUUAGCAAACAUUGCACAGCCUAAUCCUGGUUACGCUCGGCAUUGAAUCGGGGUUCUGUACAAAUAUAGAGAUCGACCAGAACUGUCCCGUGGAAUUAGCAAUGGCAAGUAUGUGGCGUGACGUACACGUCGGAGGUGCGCGGAGAAAGCGGGAAAUGGCAAACGAAAAAAUACUCAACGAUCUGUCGAACUGUUUGGACGACUUACCUACAAAAUCUAUGGAGAGUAACCUCCGACCGCUGGUACAACAGAUCGUCGCACUGUUACGUCACAGAGGCUCCACGUCGUCAUCCUUGCUGACGUCACCGGUUAAAGCUGUCUCCACGGAUCAAACCAUACACGUUGUUUCAAAAGCAGUAACAACAUUCGUUCAAGCUGGAAAAGCAGCUGCUCCUGAAAACCAGGAUCUAAAUUCAGCUUUAAUUGCAGCCUGCCACGACGCAGUGAAAGCAGGCGAGUCGUUCUGUAGGGUCCUAACCCAGCAACCAACUACAAGCCACAGCGGAUCUCAUUUAUCGGGUAUCAGUCCCAGCACCAGUGGUAGUGGGAGCCAGAACGGUGUAGAUAGUGGAGUGGACGAAGAUUUAGACGAAGAGAGUUUAAAUUUAAGCAUUGGGAGUGAAAGUGAAAGAAAAGAAGGGACUCGACCGCAUGGAAUUCUAAAAUCAUCAAGCAACAGUUCAAAACUACAAGGUCACCAGCAGCAAGCAAUAAAAACGGAAAACCGCGGCAGGACUACCUUGGCUGACUCUUUCAGUGAUGACGACAUGCGAAAAACGCAGUUGGUGACGUCAUCAUGGGAUACUGUGACGUCAGUGAUACAAAUACUAAUGUUGGCCGACCAAGCAGCGGUGUCUGAGGUCACGCACGCCAAUGAAAUGGUGGUCGAAGGUCUUACACGUUUGGAAAGCUGUCAAAACUUUCAUGAGUUUAUGAGAGAGUUUACUGAGUUUGGGCGACGUAUGAUCAACUUGGCCCAUUAUACUGGUGCAAGGCAGAAGGAUCUUAAAAGCGAUGUUGCAAGGGCGUAUAUAUCAGCAACGAGGUUUGAACUGGAAAAAGGGACGGCGGUGCUUCUUACUUCUUCAAAAGUGUAUUUCCGACAUCCAAGCUCAAAUCUGGCUCGCGCCUUCAGAGAUAAUUGCUUUACUAACAUGAGGUCGGUUCUUGCUAGAAUGGCAAAGUCAUUGGAAACUUGCCGGGAAUCUAAAUCCCUAAGCGCGAGUGGGAGCUUAGACGACGGGAUUUCGAGUAUCUGUUUAACUGAAAAAGUUAAGAAGAACGACGACACGAAAUACAUCAGCGCAUUCUCGCUUUUAGACAACCUAAAGCUGACAGUCUCAAGCUGCCACAACUCUGCUUCUCUUCCAAGCUAUAAUGACGUCACCGGUUCAUUACGUCAUUCCUCGUCAUUUGGUUCUCGGAUAGAAAGAAUAUCAAAACAGAUUAUGGAACGAGCAUUAGAAUUCACUGAUUCUCCUUUCUGCGGGCAUGAGCAACGUUCAGAUAUCUUACGGCGUGACUUAGAAUUAAGAAAGUCACUGGGACCAUUCCUAAACCAGAAGCUUAGUUCGAGCGACGCUAAAAUGCAUUCCACAAGUGUAGAAGAAGCAAUUGAAAAUAUGAAACUUUCUGUUUGCAACGCAGCAGUUGCACGCAUCGUCGGGAUAUCUAACGACUUGUCUUCUACUGGUUUGUACCGACGAAAUUUUAACGUCGAGGCUCUGAUUGAGAAUCUUACCGAACUCUCUAAAUGUCUUAGUCUAAACAUUGCCAACGAUACGACGAAAGCGGUAGCCGCUCUUACUGAGUUCUCGAAACAGAUACAAGAAGCUUGUCGGUUGGCUCAGCAAUGCCAUGUUGAUCCGAGUCACAUAGUCUCCAUUAAACACGUCUGUGAAUUCAUUGAAGGACUAACACAGCAAGUUGUACGGUCGGUGUCUUUGGCUCAGUCAUUAAACGGGAGCCCUGUGGCCGUGGAGAACUUUACUGCACUUAUUGGACAGUGGCACUCUGUCGCCUCUAGCGAGAUAUCCUCGAUGCAAACAAAUUUAUCUUCCGUGGCGCGAAAGGCAAGCGGGGGAAAAUCACCGUCUCCUGUACAUGAUACCAUUGCAAGGAGUGGAAACAUUUACCAACGGUUGGAUACAUCGGAACAAACUGUAGCGGCACGCCUUGGGUUGGAAAUUAAACUUCUCUCUGCACAAUGUCAUGUGGAAUGCCAACACUGGAGAGACGUGGAAGGCGCAUCGGUCGCUCUUAUUGAAAACUUUGAAUCGGUCGCUAGCUCCUCUAAACAUAUUUACCUCUUUACUCGUGGUGAACCUCCUCUCCAUACAACAGCUGAUUUCUUUAACACGGCUAUCGAUACUUCGUCGUACGCCUCAAGGUGUGGGACAAUAGCAGAAUCUUAUAUGGAAGAGUACCGUACUGGCGGCUCGUAUCUGCGCAGUGAUGUUCUAUCCGCAUGCGCACAACUCCCAAACACUUGUCAGAGAUUAAGUGCAACUGCGAAAACAGCCGCACACGGAAAAUCUUCCGUAUUUAGCAAAGUAAUGAUGACGUUACGAGACGUCAGAGCUACAUUGGAGCUAGUUUCAAAGCUUUCAGUUCUGCUACAUUCGAUAUCGAUAAAGAGAGGACUGUCAACGAACUCACGCGACGCUACACGACGUACGAAGCAGAGAUCAAAAUCUUUGACUCCCCGUCACCGUAAAUCAAGUGGUUAUUCAGUCGCUGAAUCAGGAAGAGCCAGCACUAUAUCUCGCAAGUCUAGUUUUGGUCGGUACAGCAGCAACAACAACAACAACAAUAACAACAACAGUAAUUGUGAUGAAAAAAAAGACAUGGUUGCAAGUGAAUCAACCAUCACUGUGAACAUUGUCAGCGAUGAUAAAUGCACAAAAACAAUGGAAAGCGCAUCACAUUAUGGCAGUGCAGAAUCUAUUCCUACAAGGGGAGCAGCUAAAGAACGGGCACUGACCCAAAAGCAUCACAAGAAAUUUAACGCAUGCGGAAUUCCUUUUCGUGCACCUUCUCUCAAACACCUUUCGAUCAAGUCUUCGAAAUGAUCCUGUUGUUUCGUUGUCAAUUUAUCGCAUUCUGAACUUCCACAAACGUCCUUUGGUUGUAACAUUGAUGUUUUCUAUUCGUCUUAAUGCUGUAUUUUUUAUAGUAAAAGUUGAAGUCACACCGAUA